Messenger RNA from Linum trigynum, 1663 nucleotides. Lineage: Eukaryota; Viridiplantae; Streptophyta; Magnoliopsida; Malpighiales; Linaceae. The record is from the annotation of a GenBank genome assembly.
GAUGUUAUUUGGAAUGUAUUUUUCGUCAUUUUAUGAUUGGGUGAGGGGGGAAAUUUUAGUGAUGGUAUUGGAUGAAAGGAAUUUGAUUUAAUUGUUUCGAAAUGGAGUAAUUGGUUCAAAUUAUUUAGUUUGGCAAUACAAUGGGAUACAGUACUUGGGGUCGAGAUAAUUUGAAUUUAGUUGUCUCGAUUUGCAUCAGUUUGAAUUGGGAGAAGAAAGUGUAGUGGCAAAAUAGAUACACUUAUGGGAAGUUUUUUUUGGGUAAAUUGCAAGGUUGGUCACCAAAAUUAUAAAAAAACGUUCAUGUUUGGCCACUGAAAAUAUUUAAUUUCAUUCGUGGUCACUAAAAUUAGCUAAACAUUUCAAGUUUGGUCGCUCUCCGUCCAUUUCCGUUAACUUUUGCUUAUGUGACUGCUGCGGCUUUUCCGAGUGUCGUUUUGGAAUGAUUGCUGGUUGCCUGGCACUAUACUGAAGGAUCCUUUUCCGAGGGUGGCUGCUGCGACUUCAAAUCCAAACGCGUGGGUCUCCGACGUGAUAUCCUUUGAUUGUGAGAGAUUGGGGUGGGAUUUACAAUUAAUCUUUAGUUUAAGGGGAGGUGCUGAGUGUGAAAGAAUAGAACUUAUGCAAAAGCUAUCUUUAUUACCAAAUGACUUGAUCUCUGCAGGUCCUGCCAAAAUCAUGUGGAAGCCUUGCUCUAGGGGGUUUUCGGUGAAGUCCAUGUAUAACAUUCUUAUUCAGGCAAAAUUCCCCGGUGACAUCGACUUCCCCGAACGCGUUAUCUGGCAGCCUGUUGUUCCUAUGAAGGUGAAGGCAUUCAUGUGGAUCUUGUCGUACAAAGGAAUUCUUACUCACGACAAUCUGAUGAAGCGAGGGUGGAAGUUGGCGAGCAUGUGUGUCUUGUGCAGAGCUGCUGUUGAAGACAUUAAUCACCUGUUUGUCCAUUGUCCCUUUAGUUGCAGGGUCUGGAAUCUCCUACUUAAUAUGGUUGAGAUGGGCAGCCCCUUGGAAGAUGACAUCGCUACCAUUAUUAAGGGCUGGCCAGUUGCUAAGCCUAAUGCUUGGAUUGACAGGUUCAAGAGUGUUCUUUUACAUGCGUUUACUUGGGAGAUUUGGAAAGAAAGGAGCGCCCGUGUGUUUCGAGACACCUCAAGACCGAUGCAGAUCAUCUUCUACAAAACCUGCAGGUCCCUGGCUUCUUGGAUGGCGGCUUCUGGUGUCUUAACCGAGCAAAAUAGACAGGAGUGGCUCGUAAGGAUGUUUCAGGCCUACCCUCCGCGACAACUUAAUGACCGCACUCUUCAGCUGGAGGCAGGGGAGAGUUAGUUUGGGUUUUUGCAGGCAGGCGCCUUUUGGGCGGCUGUUCGUCUUGUUUUGCUGUUCGUCUUAUUUGGCUGUCUUUUCUGUCUUGUUCUAGCCGCAGUGAUGGUCUGGUCCAUCAAGCGCGUCUCUUGUUUGUGCCUGGACAAUAGGCUUCUGUUUCCUUCGUUCUCGCUUUUUUUGUUUUCCUUUUGUUCUCAGGAUCAAGCCUUGUGAUCCUUGUUUGUUGUCCGAACUUCCUUUUGUUUUCCUGGUUUUGCUAUCCAAUAAAAUCUCGCACUUAUAAAAAAAAAAACUUUUGCUUAUGUGACAGUCAAUAAAAAAAUAAUAAAAUAAAUAAAAUCUA